Paraglomus brasilianum is the source of this 209-nucleotide messenger RNA. The record is from the annotation of a GenBank genome assembly. Lineage: Eukaryota; Fungi; Glomeromycota; Glomeromycetes; Paraglomerales; Paraglomeraceae.
ACGAAUACUGUACAAUAAAGUGGCUCAAGUAUUCAACGCAGAAUGGCGGAGCGUUCAUCACAACGGACAUGAAAGUGCUGAUGUUUGCAACUUAUGAAGUAUAUUUAAUGACCGAACACGAGGGAGAGAGUUUUGUAGUUUACACCGAGUGCACAUUUAAUUUGAAUAGUAAUAGUAAUAGGAACACUAAAGAUGACCAACUGAAAUAG